This is a messenger RNA of Trichoplax adhaerens, 1227 nucleotides long. RefSeq lists its product as uncharacterized. Gene Ontology annotation, molecular function: ATP hydrolysis activity; ATP binding. Lineage: Eukaryota; Metazoa; Placozoa; Uniplacotomia; Trichoplacea; Trichoplacidae. The transcript is spliced from 6 exons. Gene Ontology annotation, cellular component: mitochondrial inner membrane. Gene Ontology annotation, biological process: mitochondrial respiratory chain complex III assembly; protein insertion into mitochondrial inner membrane from matrix. Bases 1 to 1227 code for a protein of 408 amino acids. The record is from RefSeq and is a predicted model, not a curated record.
AUGUUGGAGGCUUUAGGUGAUAAUCCCUAUUUUUCAGCAGGUUUUGGCCUAGCUGGAAUCGGUCUAGGCAUUACAAUGUUGAGGAAAGGAUUGCAAGGAAGUUUAGUACUGGCCAAACGAAAUCUAUUGCGAACACUUGAAGUUACCAGUAAGGAUCCAAGUUACCCAUGGGUUUUGCAAUGGAUUACUGAGCAAGGCAGCAAAACUCAACAUGUUACUGUCCAAACCAAAUCGAUUCAACUAGCUAAUGGACGUUUUAGCACAGAAUUUUCAUAUUCACCUUGCCCUGGUAGACAUUUCAUCCGUUAUAAAGGCAAUUGGUUAAGUGUAGAACGAAUACGAGAAAAGCAAAUGCUUGAUCUAACAAAUGGUGUGCCAUUCGAAACGGUCACUUUCACAGCUAUUGGAAAAGAUUUGAAAUUAUUUGAGAACUUUUUAUACGAAGCUAAACUUAGAGCGGAGUCAUUAAAUGAAGGCAAGACUGUAAUUUAUACUAGCUGGGGCACAGAAUGGAGACCAUUCGGUCUUCCAAGGCUCAAGAGAAAUAUCAAGUCUGUCAUCUUACAAGAUGGACUAGCUGAAAAAAUCAUGGAUGAUAUUCACGAUUUUUUAACAAAUACAAACUGGUAUCGUACAAGAGGGAUCCCUUAUCGACGUGGUUAUUUACUUUAUGGGCCACCUGGAAGUGGAAAAACUAGUUUUAUAACUGCUGUUGCUGGUGAAUUAGAUUAUAAUAUUUGUAUCUUAAAUCUCUCACAGCGUGGCUUGACGGAUGAUAGUCUGAUUCAAUCGCUUAGUACGGUUCCACAUCAAAGUAUUGUACUCCUGGAAGAUAUUGACGUGGCAUUCAUGAAAAGAGAUGCUGCUAGCGUUGCAAAAGGCUUUGUAACGGGUGUAACCUUUAGCGGCUUAUUGAACGCUCUUGAUGGUGUGGCGUCAUCGGAACAGAGGCUAGUUUUUAUGACCACAAAUCAUAUCGAUAGACUAGAUCCAGCCCUUAUUCGUCCAGGACGUGUCGAUAUGAAAUGCUAUCUUGGCGACGCAGAUGCAAAUCAAAUGGUUCGAAUGUUUAAUAGAUUCUUUCCCGAUAGUGGAGAAUUGGCAAAUACGUUUGUCAAAAAUGUCACCUCUGCAAAGAAGAAUGUUAGCAUGGCUGCACUUCAAGGAUACUUAAUGUGCUACAAGAACGAGCCGGAAAUGGCCGUCAAAAACGCGAAUGAAAUAUGA